Messenger RNA from Caenorhabditis sp. 36 PRJEB53466, 2260 nucleotides. NCBI's taxonomy places the organism in Eukaryota, Metazoa, Nematoda, Chromadorea, Rhabditida, Rhabditidae. The record is from the annotation of a GenBank genome assembly.
AUGUCUGCGCCUCCACUCUAUGGGUAUGGUAGCUCAAAAGGGACCCUCGCUUCGAGCACGUCGAGAUAAGCGAGCCAAUCCCGGGGAUAUGUAUCCGUGGUUGCGUGUUGUGCUUCUCUUUUUUCAGUUCUCAAACACGCGUUACUCGAGUGAAUACGACUGUUAUUAUUUGAGGAGAGAAGCCUUGUAGCGAGGAUUAUACUUUUCUGAAACAGAAACCCAUCCUCAUUAAUAGAUUUUCGGUCAGUUUGAAUAAUGUGGACGAUACGAAACUUUCGUUUCUCAGUUAGAAUACACUAGCGAUCAGCAGAAAAGAUAAGAGAGUGUAGACUAGGCAGUUUCUUUUUACACUCUCCGACCGAUGUGUACAUUGCGCGUUUGAUGGUCGACAGUAAGAACAUCGGUUUAGACUCAAAACCUAAUGCAAGGCAAACAGACGGAUCGGAAUUGAGCUGAUUGAUGAUAUUUAAUUAAAAACAAUCAAGUUUUAAUCUGCUGAUGUUUUUUUCUGGGACUCUUCCUCGUCUCUGUGUGAUAUCCCUUUGACCGAAAACUGCGCCGUAUGAAUAGAGCUUUUCGGAUUUUCAUCUGACGCAUGACUUCCUCCCCUUUUCCAAUUUUGUCGACGUACGAGACCCGACUCGGCUGACCCAAUUAAACGAGAAAAAGGAGAGCCGGAGAGCCGUCCGUCGACGUCUCGCUCAUUUCCGAUUCUGGCUCCUCGGGCAUUUGACAUUGCAGAAGCAUGUGAGCUCGCAGGAUUCCUUCGAAAUGGAUUCAUCACUGCGUAUUUCCGUCGUUUCCCUUUCACCUUCAGCUCCCAUCGAGUUUUUGUUAUUCUCUUUCUCCCGAAAUGGACCCGUUUUUAGCGUGAGGAUAUGCUUUCGUGUGUGCGAAUUCACGCAGCACGUCAUCCGAAAUACUAGCAUCUUUUUGCCUGCUUUUCUCGCUGACUAGACGCAGAACCACUCUCGCCCCGCUUCGGAGGCCUUACUCUCUGCCCCGCUCACAGCCACUCACAAGACACUCACCACGCGCUCACUCGCUUCGAUUUUUAGGGGGGCAGCGGAGAGAAAAUGCGGCAGGCACGCAGGCCUUAGGUCUCAGAGAACAUGUUCGGAGGUCGUGGUUCGUGUUGACAAAUGCACUCUUUUCACUUACCUUGCCUUUCACUUUUCGAUUGAGGUGGCAAUCAAUCGACGCUCCGCACCAGUUGGCUGCCCGCAGAAGACGGCCGAAAUGUUCCUCUCGAUGGCCUAGCUUUCCCCCUCAAUCAUAUGAUUCUUUCGUAACAGUUGGCUGUCCUCCUGGACAAGUCACGAGGAAGAACGGAAACUUCUAAUCGAUUCAUUUUUACUUGCCACGUCAUUGUUGCCGAAGUUUAUGUUAUGAUUCUCUGUCUUUUUCCACCUCGAAAGCUUUCAAACUCUUCUUCUUCUUCUUCUUCUUCUUUUCGCACUUCCUCUAUCGUGUGUUAGUCCACUCUAUCACUCAGAAAUUCAAUUUGUUUCAGGAGAAUGUCCUAUGCGUAUCUGUUCAAGUACAUUAUCAUCGGCGACACUGGCGUCGGAAAGUCGUGCCUGCUGUUGCAGUUCACCGACAAGCGCUUCCAGCCGGUCCACGAUCUCACGAUUGGUACGUUUAUUCAGGGAAAGAGCAUGAAUGAAAGCAUGGGUUGCAGGCGUCGAGUUUGGAGCACGUAUGGUGACAAUUGACGGAAAACAGAUCAAGCUUCAAAUCUGGGACACCGCCGGACAGGAGUCUUUCCGCUCCAUCACCCGCUCUUACUACCGCGGAGCCGCCGGCGCGUUGCUCGUCUACGACAUCACCCGACGCGACACUUUCAAUCAUUUGACCUCGUGGCUCGAAGACGCACGGCAACACAGCAACUCCAACAUGGUCAUCAUGCUGAUCGGAAAUAAGAGGUAGGCGUGUGCCCCACUUGAAUAUUCUACUAUUUUGUGCCUUCGUUUGCAGCGACUUGGAAGCUCGCCGUGAAGUGAAACGCGAGGAAGGAGAGGCGUUCGCUAGAGAGCACGGACUCGUCUUCAUGGAGACGUCGGCGAAGACGGCCGCAAAUGUGGAGGAGGCGUUCAUCGAUACCGCCAAGGAAAUCUACCGUAAGAUUCAAGAGGGAGUGUUCGACAUCAACAACGAGGCCAACGGAAUCAAGCUGGGCCCGCAGCACUCGCCCAGCUCUCCGAACUCUCCAGGUGGAAACGCCGCCGGAGGACUCGGAGGAGGAUCCGGAUGCUGCUAA